Varanus komodoensis (Komodo dragon) is the source of this 5104-nucleotide messenger RNA. RefSeq names its product Rho GTPase activating protein 5 (gene ARHGAP5). Lineage: Eukaryota; Metazoa; Chordata; Lepidosauria; Squamata; Varanidae. The record is from RefSeq and is a predicted model, not a curated record. Gene Ontology annotation, biological process: signal transduction. Gene Ontology annotation, molecular function: GTPase activity; GTP binding. The coding region runs from base 506 to 4495 and encodes 1329 amino acids. The transcript has 6 exons.
AGUGUAUGUGUGAGAAAGCGAGCGAGCGCGGCUCCAUCAGCGAGGCUAGUGCCGGGGAGGUUCGGCCGCCGCCAUUACUAAGCCGUGAACACCGGGGAGGGGAGGGGAAUGAUGGGGCCAGGCCAGGAGUUCUGAGGGGGCUGCGCGCCGAAGAGGAACGGCGGCCGGCGGCGCGGAUCGAGAGUUCCGGGAAUGCUGCUGCUCUUGCCGUGGAAGCGCCGGAGACCGAGAUCUCUCAGGGAGGAACCAUUUGAACAUCCCUUAAAUGUGUGACAUUCCUGACAAGAAGAUCUUUAAAAGUAUUUCGGUCUCCUUGCAUGAUCUUCUGUAGGGAAAUAUGGACUACUUGAUCUUGAACACCUGUUUAUUGCAAGCAUGAGGAUCCAAGAAGAUUUGAAAUCAAUUUUGCAAACUUGGAGAUAAGGUCUUAGUGAGUAGAGGCACUUUUAAGAAUGAACACUAUAGCCAAUUGUGUUGGUGAAUAUAGAAGGAUGAGAAGAACACUAUGAUGGCAAAGAACAAAGAAGCUCGUCCCCCAUCCUAUGCUAUUAGCGUGGUUGGCCUUUCUGGGACUGAAAAAGACAAAGGGAACUGUGGAGUUGGAAAGUCGUGUUUGUGCAAUAGAUUUGUGCGGUCAAAAGCAGAUGAAUAUUACCCUGAACAUACCUCUGUGCUUAGCACAAUUGACUUUGGUGGACGAGUUGUUAAUAAUGAUCAUUUUUUGUAUUGGGGUGACGUAAUACAAUGUGGAGAGGAUGGAAUAGAUUGCAAAAUUCAUGUUAUUGAACAGACUGAGUUUAUUGAUGACCAGACUUUUCUGCCUCAUCGGAGUACGAACUUACAACCUUAUAUAAAACGUGCAGCUGCAACCAAAUUGCAGUCAGCAGAAAAACUGAUGUAUAUUUGCACAGAUCAGCUUGGAUUAGAGCAAGACUUUGAGCAAAAGCAAAUGCCUGAAGGGAAGUUAAACAUUGAUGGAUUUCUAUUAUGCAUUGAUGUUAGUCAAGGAUGCAAUCGGAAGUUUGAUGACCAACUUAAAUUUGUAAAUAACCUCUAUAUUCAGCUAUCAAAAUCUAAAAAGCCUAUAAUAAUAGCAGCAACUAAAUGUGAUGAAUGUGUGGAACAUUAUUUGCGAGAGGUUCAGGCAUUUGCUUCAAAUAAGAAGAACCUUUUGGUAGUAGAAACAUCAGCAAGGUUCAAUGUCAAUGUAGAGACAUGUUUUACUGCACUGGUACAAAUGAUGGAUAAAACCCGUGGUAAGCCUAAAAUAAUUCCCUAUCUGGAUGCCUAUAAAACACAAAGACAACUUGUUGUGACUUCAACAGAUAAAUUUGAGAAACUUGUGCAGACUGUGAGAGACUAUCAUGCAACAUGGAAAACUGUUAGUAAUAAACUGAAAAAUCACCCAGAUUAUGAAGAAUACAUUAAUUUGGAGGGAACCAAAAAGGCCAAAAAUACAUUUUCAAAACACAUAGAACAGCUUAAACAAGAGCAUAUACGAAAAAGAAAAGAUGAAUAUAUUAAUACAUUACCAAGAGCUUUUAACACACUUCUGUCAAACCUGGAAGAAAUUGAGCAUUUGAGUUGGUCUGAAGCUUUGAAGUUAAUGGAGAAAAGACAAGAUUUCCAGCUAUGUUUUGUGGUGCUGGAAAAAACACCCUGGGAUGAAACUGAUCACAUAGAUAAAGUAAAUGACAGGAGAAUUCCAUUUGACCUUUUGAGCACACUAGAGGCUGAAAAAGUCUAUCAAAAUCAUGUGCAACAUCUAAUAUCAGAAAAAAGGAGGAUUGAAAUGAAGGAGAAGUUCAAAAAAACACUUGAAAAAAUACAGUUCAUUUCUCCUGGGCAGCCCUGGGAAGAAGUUAUGUGUUUUGUAAUGGAAGAUGAAGCUUUUAAAUAUAUUACAGAGAUGGAUAGUAAAGAAGUAUAUAGUAGGCAUCAACGGGAAAUAGUUGAAAAAGCCAAAGAGGAAUUUCAAGAAAUGCUUUUUGAACAUUCUGAACUGUUUUAUGACCUGGAUUUGAAUGCAACACCUAGUUCUGACAAAAUGAGUGAAAUUCAUGCAGUUCUGAGUGAAGAGCCUAGAUACAAAGCUUUACAGAAACUUGCACCUGAUAGAGAGUCUCUUCUGCUUAAACACAUAGGGUUUGUCUAUCAUCCCACUAAAGAAACAUGUCUCAGUGGCCAAAACUGUAUGGACAUUAAAGUAGAACAGUUACUUGCUGGUAGUCUCUUGCAAUUGGAUCACGGUCGUUUAAACUUGUAUCAUGAUAGUGCCAACAUUGAUAAAGUUAAUAUUUUCAUUUUGGGUAAGGAUGGUCUUGCACAGGAGCUGGCAAAUGAGAUUCGGACACAGUCCACAGAUGAUGAGUAUGCGUUAGAUGGAAAAAUAUAUGAACUUGAUCUUAGACCAGUUGAUGCAAAGUCACCUUAUCUUCUAAGUCAGUUAUGGACUUCUGCCUUCAAACCACAUGGAUGUUUUUGUGUAUUUAAUUCAAUUGAAUCACUUAAUUUUAUUGGAGAAUCCAUUGGAAAAAUCAGAACAGAAGCAUCUCAGAUAAGAAGAGACAAAUACAUGGCCAAUCUUCCAUUUACAUUAAUACUGGCUAAUCAGAGAGAGAGUGUUAGCAAGCAUUUGCCAAUUCUUAGACACCAAGGACAGCAGUUAGCAAAUAAGUUGCAAUGUCCUUUCAUAGAUGUGCUUGCUAGUACUUACCCACGUAAAUUUAAUGAGGCUCAAAUAAAGCAAGCUUUGCGGGGAGUUCUGGAAGCAGUUAAACACAAUUUUGAUGUUGUAAGCCCUGUUCCUACAAUUAAAGACCUCUCAGAAGCUGACUUGAGGAUUGUUAUGUGUGCCAUGUGUGGAGAUCCCUUCAGUGUAGAUCUAAUUCUUUCACCCUUCCUUGAUUCUCAUUCUUGUAGUGCUGCUCAGGCUGGCCAGAAUAAUUCUCUAAUGCUUGAUAAAAUUAUUGGUGAAAAACGGAGGCGAAUACAAAUAACAAUAUUAUCAUAUCACUCUUCAAUUGGUGUAAGAAAAGAUGAAUUAGUUCAUGGGUAUAUACUUGUUUACUCUGCUAAACGGAAAGCAUCUAUGGGAAUGCUUCGAGCUUUUCUUUCAGAAGUACAAGAUACUAUUCCUGUUCAGUUGGUGGCUGUUACUGACAGUCAGGCAGAUUUUUUUGAGAAUGAGGCUAUCAAAGAAUUAAUGACUGAGGGUGAACACAUAGCUACUGAGAUAACUGCUAAAUUUACAGCUUUAUAUUCUUUAUCUCAGUAUCACCGCCAGACUGAAGUUUUUACAUUAUUCUUCAGUGAUGUUUUAGAAAAGAAAAACAUGAUUGAAAAUUCCUAUAUGUCUGAUAGUACAAGAGAGACAACUCAAGCAAGUGAAGAUGUUUUCCUGCAUUCUCCUAGAGGGAACUCUCUUGCUUAUAACUAUUAUCCAGAUUCAGAAGAUGAUACUGAAGCCCCACCUCCUUACAGCCCAAUUGGAGAUGAUGUACAGCUGCUUCCUGAUCGGUCAAAAUAUCGAUUAGAUUUGGAAGGUAAUGAAUAUCCUGUUCAUAGCACACCACUGAACUGUCAUGAUCAUGAACGCAACCAUAAAGUGCCUCCCCCCAUAAAGCCGAAACCAGUUGUACCCAAGACAAAUGUGAAAAAAUUAGAUCCAAACCUGCUAAAAACCAUUGAGGCAGGUAUUGGUAAAAACCCAAGAAAGUCUAGAAUGGCUUUGCCACCAACAGAUGAUCUUGAGCAGUCUGAUAAUUAUGCAGAACCAAUAGACACUAUUUUUAAACACAGAGGGGUUACUGAUGAUAUCUACGCAAUUCCAGAUGAUAGCCAGAAUCGUGUGAUUAAAAUUCGAAACUCCUAUAUAAAUAAUGCCCAAGGAGAUGAAGAAAAUGGAUUUCCUGACAGAAUUUCAAAGACCCAUGGAGAAAGAAGGCCUUCAAAAUACAAAUAUAAAUCUAAAACAUUGUUUAGCAAAGCCAAAUCCUAUUAUAGGAGAGCACAUUCAGAUGCAAGUGAUGAUGAAGCUUUUACAACCUCUAAAACAAAAAGAAAAGGAAGGCAUCGUGGCAGUGAAGAAGAUCCACUUCUGUCCCCUGUAGAAACAUGGAAAGGUGGUAUUGAUAAUCCUGCUAUUACAUCAGAUCAAGAAUUGGAUGACAAAAAAUUGAAAAAGAAGACUCAAAAAGUCAAAGAAGACAAGAAACAAAAGAAGAAAACCAAGACAUUCAAUCCACCAACUCGUAGAAAUUGGGAAAGUAAUUAUUUUGGGAUGCCCCUACAGGAUCUGGUUACAUCUGAAAAACCUAUUCCACUUUUUGUUGAGAAGUGUGUGGAGUUUAUUGAAGAUACAGGUCUGUGUACUGAAGGUCUCUAUCGUGUUAGUGGCAAUAAAACGGAUCAAGACAACAUUCAGAAGCAAUUUGAUCAAGGAACUUGGGCUGGAUUCUGGAUUGAUGGUAGAGUGUCUCCUGGACCCUACUAGAUCAGGAAUUGGAGCUUGAUACUGUAGUAGCCUUCCUUGCUACCAUUGUAGUACUUUUUAUAUCCAUUCCAGCAUGCCUCAGAGACUUACAUAGAUCAUCUUUCCUUUCAUACUUUUGGUCAUUCUUUGCAUCCAGACUCUAGAACUCAUGGAAACACAGGAGCAUGUCCCAGUUACUCAAACAACUGGGCUGGUGUAGAAUAUGCUUUAGUUAACUCUGCAACCAAGCAACAGACACUAGUACAGUUCUCCUGUGGAUUGUUCUAGUUAUUACCAGAAACUUCGGAAGAGCUAGUCUUCUGCUGGUACUGCAAGUGGUACUUCCUUACCCCCCUCAAAAUGUACCCUAUAACAGUGUGAGAGAUAGGGUCCAUUCCUUGGUUUCACAGUGGACAUCAGAGAAUUUGGAAGUUACAGGACCUUGCUGCUUUUAAAUGCCUCCAAAACUCAGCAUGUGACAGUUUUUUUGCUUCUUGUAUAUAAUUGAAAAUAUCAGUAAACUGCUAAUAAGAAAGCAAGAAACACUCUCCAUGUUUUGCCUUAAUGCAGAGAGGGCAACAUUGAUGACAGUUGCCCAUUUUUCCUAUCUGUCGGGCAGAAAAAAAUGUC